GGCUUGAUUCUGGCCAUGGCGAACACUGUUAACUACUCGGAAAGUGCUGCUGGUGAGACCCAGUUUGCCUCGAAGCUUUAUGGCCAGGUGGCCAAGUCCGAGCCCGGGCGAAAUAUCGUCCUCUCGCCCUCAUCCAUCAGGACGGGCUUGGCUCUGGCCUAUCUGGGUGCCGAGGGCAGAACCGCCGCCGAGCUGAAGCAGGGAUUGGGCCUGGAGGGAGCUGACAAAACCGAGGUGGCCCAGAAAUUCGCCCAGCUGCUGGGAAAAGGACAUGGGGACCAUGAUGGGCCCAAAUUGAAGUAUGCCAAUCGGAUUUACGUGGCUCAGAGAUUCCAGCUGGCACAGGCCUAUCAGGAGUUGGUCGGCAAAAACUUCGCAGCAGCUGCAGAGAAUGUGAACUUCGCCCAAAAUGCUGAUGCUGCCAAGCGCAUUAACUCCUGGGUGGAGGAGCAGACCCAUCAGGAAAUCAGGAACCUCAUCGCAGCGGACUCACUCGAUGGAGAUACGGCUGCCAUCCUGGUGAAUGCCAUCUAUUUCAAGGCCGACUGGCAGAGCAGUUUUCCCGACUACGCCACCUUUUCCCGCGACUUUGUCAAUCAUGGAGGUCAAAAGGUCAGCGUGGAAGAGGAUUACUUCAGGUUCGGCGAGCUGCCCCAGUUGAAGGCUAAGGCCCUGGAACUGCCGUACACAGGCACAGAUAUCGUCUUUCUGAUCAUUCUACCCCAGGAGGAGCAGGGUCUGGCCUCCGUCGAGCAGAAACUAAAGGGGCUGGACCUCAACGAAAUAAGCUCCCAGUUGAACAGGAGAAAAGUAAAGGUACAGCUGCCCAAGUUCAAGUUCGAGUUCGAUGUCCCCCUGCAGCCGAUUCUCGAGGAGCUGGGCAUUAAGAAACUAUUCGCACCUGAUGCGGACUUCAGCAGCCUGCUCCGAGAAUCUGAUCCACUUAGGAUCUCGGAGGUGAAGCACAAGGCAAUUAUCGAGGUGAACGAGAAGGGAACCACUGCCAGUGGAGCCACCUUUCUAAAGGCCCAAGUCGAGUCUCUCUUAAUAGGAGAGGAAGUCUUCGAGUUCACCGCGGAUCAUCCCUUCUUUUUCGCCAUCAAGGACGCACAGAGCACCUACUUCCUGGGCCACGUCAGCCAGCUCUGA
Messenger RNA from Drosophila subpulchrella, 1149 nucleotides. Its product is annotated as serine protease inhibitor 42Dd. Gene Ontology annotation, molecular function: serine-type endopeptidase inhibitor activity. The record is from RefSeq and is a predicted model, not a curated record. NCBI's taxonomy places the organism in Eukaryota, Metazoa, Arthropoda, Insecta, Diptera, Drosophilidae.